AUGAAGGUCUGGGAACAGGCUGUUCAAAGGUAUGCGUCCCUGGCCAGAAAGGAGCUCGCGAAGGGCCGGACUGACUCCGAGGAGCUGGCGAAGCUGCGCAACAGCAUCUGGGUGCAGACACGCGAGCUGGCGUUGUCUGACCCGGGCGCGUGGCUCGCGAGGAACGUCCUCGCGAAGGCGUGGCAGCUGACGAUGCGGGCCUACAUCAGCGAGAUGCGCAAGUCCGUCGACGCCAGGCGGGCGCGCAAGGACGCGGCGGGCGCGCAGCAGGACGUCGCGACUCUGCGCGCGUUCCUUCGGCAAGUCCAGGCGUACCUCAAGGGCCUGGUCUCGACGCUGGAAGCGCGCCACGGCCCGCUGCCCGUGCGGCCGCCCGGCGUGCCGGCGCCGAGCGCUGCGGGCAAACAUGGGUCCGGGGAGGGGGGGGGUGUGCGGAGGGGGGGGUCGCAGAGCGAGAAGGCGGCGUCGCUGCUCGCGGCGUGCAGCCGCGUGCUCAUCUUCAUGGGCGACGUCGAUCGGUACACGCAGGAGACGGAGGCUGACGUCAGCAGCGGACACCCCUCCGGCCCCAUCGACUAUCGCAGGGCGUUCCGCUACUACUUUCUCGCGUCGCAGCUCGACGCCACUUUCGGGCACGCGUGGGCGAACCUCGGCGUGCUGUGCAUCCGGUCGUCGCAGACCGUGCCUGCGCUCCCGAGCGUCGUCGCCGCGGCGUCGCCCAUGCCCCCGCGCUGCGCCCCGGCCGCCGUGCUGCAAGUCAUGGGGGUGUAUUGCUGGACGCGGGGGGUCCACUGCAACGGGGCGCCGAACGCGGUGCAGAACCUCGAGCACCUCAUGACGGCGCUCACGCGCCCGGACCGCGUCGGACAGUCCCCCCCGCCGGGGGAGUCCCCGGAGGUGUUUCGCCAGCUCAUGCUGCCCAGCGUCGAGGUCGGCGCGGCGCCCGGGUCGCUCCCGGAGGUGACGGGGGCGCUGCAGAGCGCGGCGUCGUCGUUCCUGAACGCGAUCGGCGCGGCGUGGUCCGGCGCCGGGGCCUCGCCCGCUGAGGCCGUCGACACCUGCGCCGCCCAGGUCCUGAUCCUCGCGGGCACCUCCGAGAAGCGGCACGCGCAGAUAUUCGCGUGGGCGGACGCCGCGGGGCCCGGGCACGGCGCCCCGGCCGUCGAGGCCGCGGACGCGACCGCGGAGGGCGCCGUCCUGGGCGGCUGCGCGUCGCACGCGGGAUGCCCGCUGUUUUGCAUGGCAGCGGUGUCCGCGUACCUUCUCUCGCGGGCGUUCGCGCUCGCGGGGGACGCCGGCGGCGCGGGGGACGCGGCGCUGGACCGCCGGCGCCUCUGCGCGCUCUCGCGCGCCCUCGCGAUGCACGUGGCGGCGGCGGUGGUCCUCCGGAGCGCCGAGUGCGGGAAGCAGGGCGUCCGUCACGCGCUCGCGCUCCCCUCGGUGGUCGUCGCGCUGAUGGCGCUCCGGCAGCAGGCCGCGGCGCUGCUGUGCGGCGACGGCGCGGGGGUCCCCGCCGCGGAGGAGCCCUACGAGCUGUACCUGGCCGGGGCGCUGUCAGGCGCGCUGGCGAAGCUGCUCCGCACGGUCGCGCAGGCGGUCCGGAAGGAGCCUGCGCUGGAGCACGCGGUCGGCAAGGGCGGGAAGCUGCGUCUCGAGGCGAUCGACGCCGCCGACACCCCGCAGGGCGCGUUGGGGGAGGUGGCGGAGAUGCGGAGCUUCCCGCCGGUGAGCGGCGUGCUGCGGGAGGGCGAGAGCCAGGGAGCGGCGAGCGUGGUGGACGCGGCGUGGGCCGGCGACGAGGCGCCGGGCGGCGCCGGGGGCGGGGAGGCGGAGACGCUGCGCAAGGUGCAGUGGUGGUUGCUGGGGGGCGUGCGGCAGCGGCGGCGGCGGCUGCUGGUGGUCGCGCAGGAGAUCGUGGCGGUCGCGCAGGUGCUGGUGGCGCACGCGGACGGCCUGGCGGGGCGGCCCGAGACGAAGGACCGUUUGCGGCAGGCGGAUGCGCAGGGCCAGUACGAAGGGAUGUGGCGCAACGGGGCCGCGGAGUGCGUGCGGGGCGCGGCGGCGCUGGUGGGCGAGGUGGAGAAGGGCGUGUGGCACGAGUGGGGCCCGGAGGCUGCGCGCGUGACGGCGUUCUGGAAAACGUAUCUGUCGGCGAUUCCGUCGGAAGGGAACAAGAAGGGGGGCGGCGAGGCGGGGCGGAAGGGCGAGAAAGGACCCGCGAAGCCGGAGGGCAAGGCGGCGAAGAAGAAGAGGAAGACAGAGGCGGCAGCGAAGAAGAAGGCGGCCGUUCCUCCCCCGGCCCCGAGCAUGCCGCAGGUGGCAACGCUCGCCGCAGCGCCAGUCCGUGCGCCGUCGCCCGCGGCCCCGGCGGCGACAGGCGACAGCGACGUCGCCAUGGCCGGCGAGGACGACGCGCCGCCGCCGCCCCGGAAACCGCCGGCGGUGGCCGUUGUGGCAGUCCCGCGUGAGCCGCGCACCACACCCCAGCCCGCCGCGACGGCUGCUCCAGCGCCGAGCGGCAGCGCUCCGCAGCAGCCGGGCCGCCCCCCCGCCCCGAUGCCCCCCGCGCCGGGGCCUGCGCUGACUCAGGACCCCCCCAGUGUCGCCGAGGAGGAACAGGCGCGGGUGAUGUCGCAAAUCAACCGCCUGGUGGGACUGGGCGUGAACCCGGCGGACUUGCAGGGGAUUCUUCAGGAGGUCGGGGGCUCGAUCGACCCCGUCGUUCUCCGCGUGGCGCUCGAGCACUACCAGCAGCGCGUGGCCGUUGGGGGGGUGUCUGCGCAGACUCCCCCGGGCUGGCCGCAGCCCGCGGACGCGGCGCCGGCGCACGGCAGCCCCGGGGGGCACGGGUUCGAUGCGUUCUUGCCUGCGUUUUUGUUCGAAGACGGCGAGGGCGGGCUUGGAGGGACGCGCCCCCCCGCGCAGGUGGCGGGCACGAGCGCGCCGGGCAGCGCGAUGGAGCUUUACAGCAGCAUGGCGGACGAGAUCUGGGGCGCGAUGCCGGGCGCGGGGUCGCGGGAGCACGCGGGGCCCGUGAGCGCCGCGGAGGGGGGGGGACUGAGUCAGGACAUGGAGGAGGAGAUCCUGUGGGCGGGGAUGGAGGGGACCGGAGGGGGCGCGUAG
Molecule: messenger RNA, 3123 nt
Organism: Pedinophyceae sp. YPF-701
Lineage: Eukaryota; Viridiplantae; Chlorophyta; Pedinophyceae
Source: the annotation of a GenBank genome assembly